CCUGGGACUCGCUGAGGCCAUAAAUAGCCCUUGGAGGUGGCCCAGCCCUCUUCAGUGCUUGGGAAAAGAUGGAGGUGGGCUCGAUGAUGGCAUCUGGGCCGUUAAGGGCCGAGGCAAGCUCUCUGAGACCCCUGUGCAGGAAUUUUGCCCGUGGAUCCUGUCGGUGGGGCCAGAGCUGCCGCUUCUCACACGACAGAGAAUCAGCCCGGGUCUGCAGGUACUUCCAGCGUGGGUUUUGUCGUUAUGGAGAGCAGUGCAGCUACCAGCACAUCCUGGAGGGGCCAGCACCGGUAGGGACACAAUAUGGCCUGAUGCCUCACUGCCACUGGGGCCAGGAGCCUGGCACUGAGCCCACAGCCGUGGACUGGGACCAGGGGGGAGCCCAGUGCACCACAGCCCGCAGCAAGACGUGUGUGGCCUUCAAGUUCCCCAAAGUGGAGGUAGAAGUGGAAGAGAAAGACAAGAAGAACAUCCCAGCACUUGCUAACAUCCCCCGUGGGGCCAUCAGUGGAGAAUUUGUCCCCACAAAAGCUUGGGGUGCCUCAGGCUUCCAGCCACAAGGGCCAGCACUGGAUCCAGGCUCCUCUGACCCCAAAAAGGCAGUUUUGGAUACAGCAACACAGACUGACCCUGCAAAGGUCCCUGCAGAGCCAGGUGCUGAGGCAGCCCUGCUCACCAGUGCAGCGCUGAGAGCCCGGAGUGAGGCUGUGGUGUGUGGCAUCUGCAUGGACAGGGUGUACGAGAAGCCGCUGCCCGAGGAGCGGCUCUUCGGGAUCCUCCCGAACUGCAGCCACGCGUACUGCGUGGGCUGCAUCCGCAAGUGGCGGCGCAGCCGGGCCUUCCAGAGCGCCGUCAUAAAGGCCUGCCCAGAGUGCCGGAUCCCCUCCAGUUACUACAUCCCCCACAAAUACUGGAUCUCAGAUGUGGCUGAGAAGGAGCAGCUCAUCAGAGCCUUCAAGGCACGGACAGGGAAAAUCAGGUGCAAAUUCUUCCUCCGUGGCCACUGCCCUUUCAGGUCAGAGUGCAUCUACCUGCACGAGCUGCCUGCCAGCUGGCUGCGGCGGCACAGGCAGCGGCAGCUCAGGAUGCCCACUGUGUUCAUCCCUUCUUCCUCGGAGAGCUCUGACGAGGAGGAUGAGGAGCUCUGCACGGUGGAGUGGGCUCUUACCGUGGCCACGCUGGAGGCAGAAUUUCCCCACUCAAGUUAUGGCCACGAGAUGUUUCUCAUUGACUUCAGUGAUUCCGACUGAGCCGUGGGGACCGCGCUGGGCCUGGGUUCUGCUGGUGGCCUGGACAGCAGUGUCUGUUUUGACUCCUGCCGUUGUUUUGGGGUGGCCCGAGCCGUGGGGUAUUGCAGGGAUGGGGUGGGAUGGGGAAGCAGUCUGUCUGGCAUUAGUGGGUGCACCGGGGGAGACUCAGGGCACAGCCCCCCCCUGCUCUUGCCGUGGUGCCCACUCUGCACCCGUGGGACACCCACGGGCGGGGUGGGCUGGGUGCUGGGAAGCAGCAGGGGGGGUCUGACAUCCACAAGAGGGACCGGGCAGCAGGGGUGCACUGU
Onychostruthus taczanowskii (white-rumped snowfinch) is the source of this 1558-nucleotide messenger RNA. Its product is annotated as probable E3 ubiquitin-protein ligase makorin-1. The transcript has 8 exons. Gene Ontology annotation, molecular function: ubiquitin protein ligase activity; metal ion binding. Gene Ontology annotation, biological process: protein polyubiquitination. Bases 69 to 1250 code for a protein of 393 amino acids. The record is from RefSeq and is a predicted model, not a curated record. Lineage: Eukaryota; Metazoa; Chordata; Aves; Passeriformes; Passeridae.